AUGGAGACGACUGCUAAUAUUGAUGAACCGAACGUUAAUAUGUUCAACAACGUUCUCAAAGAUGUAGAUAUGGAUAAUAGUGAUGAUAUUGCAUUGGAAGUUGCAACAGAGUAUACAUUAGACAUUCCUCGAAUUUCCAGUGUAGAAUUGCCUCUUAAAUUAUCACAUAAUCCAGCAAGCAUGGUUAAAGCAAUUAGAAUGUGUGGCGGUUUAGAUAAAAUAAAAGAAGUCUUAAGUGAGAAUAGUGAUUCUGAAAAGGUAUUAGAAUUAUAUUUGAAUGAAGGACAGGAUAAUGAUGGAUCAGAAAAGUUUUUCAACGAACAUGGGAUUCAAGGUAAGAAGGUUCGUUUUAGAGAUGAAUCAGUCAUUUUGAAGAUAACGAUGCCAAAGGGAACGUUGGCAGAGCAUAAUGGUAAUAUCCCCGAAGCUCUGUCAUCAUUAGAUCACGAUUCUUUUUCCGUAGUUCCGGUAGCAAUUGUUAAUAAUACAAUUAAAUACAGAGAAAUGUCAGAUUUUCAAAUUAGACUAGAUAACAAUCCUUCUGCAAACGAAUUCAAGAACUCCUUUGGUUCGUUGGAUUGGGGAAACUUUCAAAAAUUUGUUAGAUCCGUUCCUGAUAAUGACGUAAGACCCUAUGAGAAUAUUAAUAAUAUUGUAUUGGAUCGUAGUGCUUCCUAUCCAAACACAGACUUCCAGUUACCGCCACCACCAAGGUUGUCUAUGGUAGGCCUUCCAUUCUUAUAUAAAUAUAAAGGAAAUCCUUUUGCGGUCAAAAAAUCAGAUGGCGCAGCUGAGGUAAAAGGUUCCUAUAUUAAGAAUUAUCAAAUAUUCAUUCACGGAAUUGGUGAAGAUGUUUCAAUUCCGGUGCAAGCUGAAGAACAACUAUUAAAAGAUUUCGAACAGGCCAAAACUACUGGGGUGUAUCCUGGCACCAAAAAAGAAUCUAAGUUUUUUGAGUCUUUAGAGCAAUGUAUUGAAAUUGUUACUAAAUUGUUUGAAGAGAGACCUAUAUGGGUUAAAAGACAUAUUGAUGGUAUAGUACCGAAAAGCAUUCAUCAUACCUUAAAAAUUGCUCUAGCUUUAAUGUCCUACAGAUUUACUAUGGGUCCAUGGAGGAAUACGUAUAUUAAGUUUGGUAUUGAUCCGAGAACUUCAUCAGAAUAUGCAAAAUAUCAAACAGAAUAUUUUAAAAUUGAAAGAAGACUAUUAAAGUCACCUAAUGUGUCCAAGAAUAUACCUAACCCUCCAAGUAUAGUGUUUGAAUCGAAUGUUAAAAAUGGUAUUGAUACCAGGUUUAUAUUUGACGGCAAGAGUAUUCCUUGGUAUUUGAUGUUACAAAUUGAUUUAUUAAUUACUGAACCUAAUAUCGCAGAAAUAUUUGAGAAAAUUGAGUAUCUAGACAAAGCAAAUGAAGGCACUGGUUGGUUUUCAGAAUUAGAUUUAACAAAAAUAAGAAGAAUUGUAAAAUAUGAGUUAUGUUGUAUGGCUCAAGGCAAUUUUAGUUUCAAUAAAUAUAAACUAAAAUAUUUUAAAUCAAUGAUUUAUACUAAAGAAUCUAUGAUUGAAAAUAAAGAGAAGGAAGAAAAAGAUAAUGACGGUGAUUAUAAUAUGGAUAGUGAUGUGAAGUCUAAGGAUAGUGAUGCCGAUAAUGAUAAUGAUAUCACAGUAGGGGAUGCCGAUAAAGCAGCUUUAGAAGCAGAGGAAGACGAGACCGAGCCAAUUGUAAAUAUUGCACCUCUUGAGUCCAGUGGUAGCUCUUCGGAGGGAUUUAAAAAUGAUCUAGAUAUGCAGGGUGAAAUCGAUUUGAAUGCUGCAUCAUUUCAAGAUAUUCUAUCCAGGAUAAGAAAAAUAGAUUCUUCCGCAGCCAAUAGAUUAGAGAAAGAAUUAAAUGGAUUCAUACAGGAAUCUCAUCUUUGA
Messenger RNA from Tetrapisispora phaffii CBS 4417, 1917 nucleotides. RefSeq names its product transcription factor TFIIIC subunit TFC1 (gene TFC1). NCBI's taxonomy places the organism in Eukaryota, Fungi, Ascomycota, Saccharomycetes, Saccharomycetales, Saccharomycetaceae. Gene Ontology annotation, biological process: transcription initiation at RNA polymerase III promoter. The record is from RefSeq and is a predicted model, not a curated record. Bases 1 to 1917 code for a protein of 638 amino acids. Gene Ontology annotation, cellular component: transcription factor TFIIIC complex. The transcript has a single exon.